CCUCAUCUCCCUUUCCAAAUCCUCCUCUUUUCCAGCCUCCCCCUUCCCCACGAAAAAUCAAAAUCCUCACAGACCUCACCCCUCGCGUCGCAGACCUCCCCAAUCCUGUCAUCUCCGGCCACAGGCCUCGCGAAGCAGCUUAAAGGCGACCUAGAAGCUUCCGCCGGAUCUACAUACGAGCUUCAGCGCAAGCUUGUUCGGACUGCUCUAGCAGAAGACAGCUUCGGCGGUGUCCAGUCAUCUUUCUCCUACGUGUACCCUAACUCCGCCGUUUUUCAGGACGUGAUGCUUUCCAAGGGAAGUUUGGGACCUUUUAAGGCUAUGAUGAUACUAUCUGGUUUGCCAAACAAUCAAUCCAAGAUUCUGAACAUAUAUGGUUUCUGAUUAAUGAUAUGGAGUUGAUGCGCCUAUAUCAUUCUCCCUCUCAAGCAUCUCAAGAUUCAUGCUUUUAAUAGUUAUGGUUUUAUGCAUGUAAUUAGAUUUGUGAACAUUCACAUGACCAAUGUGGUGAUAAUGUAUUUCAUUUUAGUACGCUACAAUUGAUUUUAAUGGGG
Molecule: messenger RNA, 554 nt
Organism: Cuscuta europaea
Lineage: Eukaryota; Viridiplantae; Streptophyta; Magnoliopsida; Solanales; Convolvulaceae
Source: the annotation of a GenBank genome assembly